CACUCUCCUCUCUUUCCUCCUCCCUCACCGCCGCCAGUUCGCCUUUCUGUUCUUCCUCACUGUCGCUCGCCGUCGUCCUCAAAACACUUACUCUACGCGGGCCUAGUGUCCCCCUUCUUCCCGCAUCGUCCGUAUAUUGUUAGUGCCCGUCUCCAACGCCCGCCCGCCCGCUCCAUCCUCCAGGAACAUUCCUGUAUCACUACCAUCUACCUCUGUUCAAAUGGCAACUCACGGCCCCAUCAACGGCGUGAAGAUUUCUCCUGUGGAUGAUCCGCGCAAGAUCGUCAAGGUCGUUGCUUCCGACGGCAGGAGCGGCGACGUCAAGGACCUCGUGUACACCAACUGCAAAGUCAUUGGCAAUGGGUCCUUUGGCAUCGUCUUCCAAGCGAAACUUCUCGACGAGACCGAUGGCUCCUCUGAGAUAGCUAUCAAGAAGGUCUUGCAGGAUAAGAGGUUCAAGAACCGUGAACUGCAAAUAAUGAGGCUCGUGUCACAUCCCAACGUUGUCGAUCUCAAAGCCUUCUUCUACUCUAAUGGUGACAAGAAAGACGAAGUGUACCUUAAUCUUGUGCUUGAAUACGUCCCCGAGACGGUAUACCGCGCAAGCCGCCAUUAUGCAAAGCUGAAGCAGCCGAUGCCGACGCUCCAAAUCAAGUUGUACAUGUACCAACUCCUGCGUUCACUGAUGUACAUUCACUCCAUCGGUAUAUGUCACCGAGACAUCAAGCCCCAGAACCUACUGCUAAAUCCGGCCACCGGUAUCUUGAAGCUCUGCGACUUUGGUUCCGCGAAGAUCCUGGUGGCUGGCGAGCCUAACGUCAGCUACAUCUGCUCGAGGUACUAUCGAGCGCCAGAACUUAUUUUCGGUGCGACAAACUACACGACCAAUAUUGACAUUUGGUCGACGGGGUGCGUCAUGGCAGAGUUGAUGCUAGGGCAGCCGCUCUUCCCCGGAGAGAGCGGCAUCGAUCAAUUGGUGGAGAUCAUCAAGGUUCUCGGAACACCGUCGAGAGAGCAGAUCAAGACGAUGAACCCGAACUACAUGGAACACAAGUUUCCGCAGAUCAAACCUCACCCCUUCUCAAAGGUCUUCCGACCUCGUACGCCAGGCGAAGCGAUCGAUCUCGUUUCGAAACUGCUGGAGUACACACCCGAGGCACGCCUCAGUGCUGUAGAGGCGAUGUGCCACCCUUUCUUCGAUGAACUGAAACAGGAUGGAGCAAAGAUGCCCAAUGGGAAGGAGUUUCCGCCGCUGUACAACUUUACACGAGAAGAGCUGUCCGUGCGACCAGACCUGAUUAGGCAGUUGGUGCCGCCGCAUUGCGAGAAGGAGCUGGCCUCGCGCUCGAUUCUCUUGGACAGUUUCAAGCCGAUACCACUUGAGCAGCUGAGGAUCUCCCUGGACUGACAGGCCUGGGUGCCCGGUGCAUGGGACUUGUCUGUGGUUGCUGUUGUUCAUGUUUCUUUCCUGCCCGAGAUACACAGCUCCGGUUGCUCUUUCAAUUGUCCAACUGCCAUCGCCUCUAUAUAUCUUGACUUGACCG
This is a messenger RNA of Laetiporus sulphureus 93-53, 1544 nucleotides long. RefSeq names its product Pkinase-domain-containing protein. Gene Ontology annotation, biological process: signal transduction; protein phosphorylation. The coding region runs from base 221 to 1408 and encodes 395 amino acids. Gene Ontology annotation, cellular component: cytoplasm. The record is from RefSeq and is a predicted model, not a curated record. The transcript is spliced from 7 exons. Gene Ontology annotation, molecular function: ATP binding; protein serine/threonine/tyrosine kinase activity; protein serine/threonine kinase activity. Lineage: Eukaryota; Fungi; Basidiomycota; Agaricomycetes; Polyporales; Laetiporaceae.